This is a messenger RNA of Mercenaria mercenaria, 2247 nucleotides long. RefSeq lists its product as uncharacterized. The coding region runs from base 123 to 491 and encodes 122 amino acids. The record is from RefSeq and is a predicted model, not a curated record. The transcript is spliced from 3 exons. Lineage: Eukaryota; Metazoa; Mollusca; Bivalvia; Venerida; Veneridae.
CGCGUUGCUAGCGGAGACGGGCUACACAACUGCAGACUUUCACUUUGUUUGUCCUCUGUAAUCAACACAAAUUAAGUUGUUAUUGUGCUGAUUAAACAGGGUGACACUACCUAAACUUCGACAUGGCUGGCACAGCUUACCAUAAUGAAGCUCUUCGCAAACAAAGAUUAAUUGAAAGAAAAUCUGAGGCUAUGAGAAAUUUAAAAGAAUCUUUUGGACAGCAUAGCAUAGAAGCUGGUAUUGAACAAAGUAAACCAUCUAACUUGGUAUUCUCAGAAGCUGGUCAUUAUGCUCAAAACAGGCUAAGCUACUACAAAAUUGGACCAAUGAGAGAUCAACGUCAGUAUGACCACAGUAGAGAUGGACCAAUCGUUGAUAGAUCAAAAUACAGCUUAAAACAGGAGUUUAAUUUCCUAGGAAAUAGUCUGUCCAUGUUGAAGAGUGAUAUUGUUCCUGAACACAAGCCCACACCAGUGUGCCGCAGAUACUAAUGCUUUCGGAGUUUUUAACAUGCCCAAAAAUGUUACCUGAAAUGUUGAUUUGUUGAAGGAAUUUUUUCCCAGUUGGAUAAAUCUCGUCUUGCUUUAAGGUACAAAUUGCUGUUUAAUUUUUAAACUUGGUAUUUGGAGUAAACAUUUGUUUGGUAACAUUUUUUUAGGGCAUGUUCAAAAUUCUGAACAGUAUUUUUUUUUAUAUAAAAAUUACAUAAUAUGAAGUUUGCAAAGAAGUGAUUUGACAUUUUUUAUCUAUAGAUCUAAACAGGUCUGCUGUUUGCUUUUUUUUUUUUACAUAUAUAGGCAGUAAAACUGAUGCAUUUAUUGUUAUUUUGUUAGACUUUAUACAAACCUUGUUCACAUUUUUUUUCACUCUACAUUUGUUAUGUUUUAACUUUUCUUUUUUCAUACCUACUUGUUCGGUGAUGGUUCAACUGUUUUGUUCAUUUACAUUAUUCUUGUUUAUUCUGUUACAACUUUACUGUCUUGCUCAAACUUUUAAAAAGUAAUUUUUUCAUAAUUUGUAACAAAGUGGCUAAUCAUUUUCUUGAAAUUUAAUGUUUUGGAAACAGUUAAAGAAAUAUAAUUUAAGUACAGUUCUUAUCAGUAUUACUGCCAAGGAAAAUUUUGAGUCAAUUUUAAAAUGUGACGAAGUGUGGUUUUUAGAGUUUUUAUUUAGUGAUGAAAUAUCUUCAAAUCCUUUUUUUUUUGCCAAUUGAAACUGCACAGUUCACUUGUGAGAGAUAUUUUACUUCUGUUUAGCACUCUAGGUUUCCACAUGCCAGUAAAAAUGCAGCCAAAAAUUUCCUGAGCAUGUGUUAUAGUUUAGUUUCUUUUGCACUGUUUUCUCAUUUCAACAAAAUGUUAAGUUUGUUGUCUUCACUAUUUAUUAGUAAAUAUUUAUUUAAGCCAUUUAACCUUUCUGUAUUUUUUAUCUAUAUAUACUUAACCCGUGCCAGAAGUCAGUAUUAAAUUUUGAUUAAAAUGUUUAUUCCCAUAAAUUUUUCCUAGAAUUUGAGUUGUAAAUUAAAUGGAUAUUGAACAUAUGAUAGAAUGUUUAAUUUUAUUAUGCUACUUGUGUGAAGAAAUGGCUCUGUUUUUGUGGUAGAACAAUAUCUUUUGUAAUUAUUGAAUCAUGCUGUUUACACUGAUGCUUUUAGAGUGUUUGAAAAGAUUUUUUUUUCUUUUUAGAGCUUUUCAGAGUGGAGUAUAAAAUCAGACUGCUUUAAAGAAUGAUUUAGCUAGAAAUACUUAAUAUGUAUUUGGUUGCAAAAUGCAUAUUUGUUGAACAUCCUUUGAGUUAGUGUGUUGCCUUGCCUAACCAUAUCAUAAUUAUAAACAAAAAUAUUUUUUGUAAAAUCUUAAAUGCCAAGGUGAACAGCAUUACAAAUAGGAAAAAGUUGGUUAAAGGGACUUUUUUUCUGAAACAGCAUAAUGUAUAACCAGAAUACCACAUUGUUUCCAUCAGUUAAAACCUUGAUUUUUGAACAGUUUUGUAUCAUGUUUAAUAGGUUUUUUCUUAACUGUAUAACUAGAUAAUAAAUAAAAAUAACUGUUUAUAACAAACUAAUGUUUGUCUCAGAGUAACAUGUUUUUCAAUAUAUAUAUUUUACACGUAUAUGUAUAUGAGAGAUAUUUACCAGAUAUGUAUUGUUAAAUUAUUACAUCAGUAUUACUCUUAAACCUAACAUGUGAUUGUCUAAACUUGUUUUUGUUUUAUGAAGAAUUAUAUAAAGAGCACAAGAAAACAUAA